Molecule: messenger RNA, 2493 nt
Organism: Cavia porcellus (domestic guinea pig)
Lineage: Eukaryota; Metazoa; Chordata; Mammalia; Rodentia; Caviidae
Gene: Angptl7
Product: angiopoietin like 7
Exons: 5
Coding region: 301-1335 (344 amino acids)
Source: RefSeq, a predicted model, not a curated record
GGGAGGGGCGAAAGCCAUGUGCAGGGCCAUGGCAGGGGCGGAGGUGCCGGCACAGACAAUAUUUAAGAUGCUGUCUUUGGAGAGCACUCAGGCUUGAGAAGCAAAUCAACAGGGCAUCCAUUAAGCUCAACUUUCAGAAACUCAAGCUUUGAGGAAGGCUAAGGAAGAGCAAGGAAAGCAAGAAGUCAGAGGCGUGAGGCCACCCAGAGUGGGCAGAGGCUUGCCACAGCUCCACAGACCUCUGCCAGGCACAGCCAGACUCUCCUGAAGGACGAUCGCCCUGACCCAGGCCCACAGAAGAUGCUGACAAAGACCCUCUCCACUGUGACCUGGCUCAGUGUUUUCACCUUGGCCUUUGUCAGUCACCCAGUGUGGCUGCAAAAGCUCCCUAAGCGCAAGGCACCUGCACAGGCCAAAGUGGCCACCUGCUGCGAGGAGGUGAAUGAGCUCAAGGCCCAGGUGGCUAACCUUAGUGGUCUACUGAGCGAACUGAGCCAGAAGCAGGAGAAGGACUGGGUCAGCGUGGUCAUGCAGGUGAUGGAGCUGGAGAGCACCAGCAAGCGCCUGGAGUCGCGGCUCACAGAUGCCGAGAGCAAGUACUCAGAGAUGAACAACCAGCUGGACAUCAUGCAGCUGCAAGCCGCGCAGACGCUCACGCAGACCUCGGCAGAUGCCAUCUAUGACUGCUCUUCCCUCUACCAGAAGAACUACCACAUCUCUGGGGUGUACAAGCUUCCUCCAGACGAGUUCCUGGGUAGUCCCGAGCUGGAGGUGUUCUGUGACAUGGAGACUUCGGGUGGAGGCUGGACCAUCAUCCAGAGACGGAGGAGUGGCCUUGUCCCCUUCUACCAAGACUGGAAGCAGUACAAGCAAGGCUUUGGCAGCAUCCGUGGGGACUUCUGGCUGGGUAACGAGCACAUCCACAGGCUCACCAGACAGCCCACCCGGCUCCGUGUGGAACUGGAGGACUGGGAGGGCGAGGUGCGCUACGCUGAGUACAGCCGCUUCGCCGUGGCCAACGAGAUGAACAGCUACCGCCUCUCCCUGGGGAACUACAGCGGGGACAUGGGGAACAAUGCCCUCCUCUAUCACAACAACACGGCCUUCAGCACCAAGGACAAGGACAACGACAACUGCUUGGACAAGUGUGCACAGCUGCGCAAAGGUGGGUACUGGUACAACUGCUGCACGGACUCCAACCUCAAUGGGGUGUACUACCGCCAGGGCAACCACAAGGAGCACCUGGAUGGCAUCACCUGGUACGGCUGGCACGGUGCCAGCUACUCCCUCAAGCGGGUGGAGAUGAAAAUCCGCCCGGAAGGCUUCAGGCCCUGAAAGGAGGCUGCUGCAGGGCAGGGCUGCUGCAAGGGGGCGCCCGGUGUGGGGCAGGGAGAGGCAGGAGGAAGGCCUGCACGCUCCAAGGAGAGGGGAGCCCUCUGAGAAGCAUAAAAUAUUUUAGCACGUGGGCUGCCGAAGCCAGCACAUGCGCACAGUAACACCAAGGACGUCCCAUAAACGGGAUGAAGUACCUAAAGCCAGCGGUUCCUGCCACACCUGCUCCGGGGCUGAGCUGAGCGGGGCCACUCUGCCCCUCACCCCUGACGAAGCACCUGUUUAUUCAUCUUCUCUAAGCUAUGUGAGGGUGGACAGCAAACACCUUUGCUAAAGAGGACUACACUAUCUUGAUUCCCAAAAGUGAGGCCUUGAGUGUUACAGAAAGGAGCCAAAAAGUGGGUGGAAGUGGAGAGGAAAUUUUGCUUUUAAAUCAAAUGAAAUCACAUUUAGCCUACAUGUUUUUUAAAAACACAAAAACUGUCAGGCUGGAGAUGAGCUGCUGGAGUCUGCUGGGGAGACUCCAGGCCCUGGGCCUGGAGAUCAGACCCGGGGAGCAUCAUGGGGCCACGUGGCCAGGAAACAGCACCCAGAGGUGCAGCAGGGACCAUUGGGGGCAGCGGGGCGGAGGGCAGAGCGCUUGGAGCUCACGGGCCGAACCCAGGCAGCAGGGUUAUUCACUUUGUAAGAAAGGAGCCCGGUGGCUUCCCUUUUAUCUUGUCUAUAAGAGAUGGCCGAAAACUGAAGACAGGCAGUGCCAGGGUUAACAAUUCCCUCUGUAAGUAAGCAUCUUGCUUUGUACAAAUAGAAUGUUGCAGUGUGAGACCGAAAUGUUAAAGGUCUCCUACCGGCACCAUCCUACGUAAGACUUGAGUAUUUUCUUUAAUUCUUCUCAUUACCACUUAUAGUGUUGUAAAAAGUUCAAACAAACCAGAGUCUGUGGUGACAAGGAGACUCGGAGCUUGUUUCAGGCUUCAGAGACACCAAGCAGGAGCAAAAAGCCAAGAAAAGAAGAGCGCCAACAGGCAGCUGCCCCGGCGAGGUCCGAGCCAGGCCGCUCACUAACCCCACGCAGGCCAGUCACCGCGUCGCUUUAAAAUGCUUUGCAAAUGUUGCCCUGUUUUCUACUUAAAAACAAAGUAAAGAUUAUCUUUAACACAA